AUGGCUUCGAAAAGGAUCUUGAAAGAGCUCAAGGAUCUCCAGAAAGAUCCUUCUACCUUGUACAGUGCUGGUCCAAUUGGUGAAGACUUGUUUCAUUGGGAAGCUACAAUAAUGGGUCCAUCAGAUAGUCCUUACUCAGGUGGAGUCUUUAUUUUAACCGUUCACUUCCCUCUUGAUUAUCCUUUCAAACCACCAAAGGUUGCGUUUAGGACAAAAGUAUUUCACCCUAAUGUCAGCAGCAACGGAAGCAUUUGCUUCCACAUUUGCCAAGAUGUUUUGAAAGAACAAUGGAGUCCUGCACUCACCAUUUCCAAGGUUUUGGUUUCAAUAUGUUCAUUGUUAAGUGAUCCAAACCCAGAUGAUCCUAUGGUUCCCGAGAUUGCUCACAUGUAUAAAACCGAUAGGACCAAGUAUGAGUCUACUGCAAGGAGCUGGACUCAGAAAUAUGCAAUGGGGUAA
Messenger RNA from Eruca vesicaria subsp. sativa (arugula), 459 nucleotides. Lineage: Eukaryota; Viridiplantae; Streptophyta; Magnoliopsida; Brassicales; Brassicaceae. The record is from the annotation of a GenBank genome assembly.